AUGGCUGCUGAGGUAGCGAAUUCGUGCGCUGAAGAAGAUGGUCAUUCUAGUAUAGCUGAUGGCUCCGAAGGUGAGGAGGGUGAGAUUUUAGACACGGACGACUCCGGCUUCAUACCGCUUUCUGGAGCGAAAGCUGAAGUCGAUGAUGCAGGGGAUUCUACGAGCGAUGACGAACCCCCUGAGGAGAUUCUCAACAGAGUUGCCAAGAAG
Molecule: messenger RNA, 210 nt
Organism: Cooperia oncophora
Lineage: Eukaryota; Metazoa; Nematoda; Chromadorea; Rhabditida; Trichostrongylidae
Source: the annotation of a GenBank genome assembly